Molecule: messenger RNA, 1969 nt
Organism: Cynara cardunculus var. scolymus (artichoke)
Lineage: Eukaryota; Viridiplantae; Streptophyta; Magnoliopsida; Asterales; Asteraceae
Product: DEAD-box ATP-dependent RNA helicase 8-like
Exons: 11
Coding region: 159-1637 (492 amino acids)
Biological process (GO): cytoplasmic stress granule assembly; P-body assembly
Cellular component (GO): cytoplasmic stress granule; P-body
Molecular function (GO): RNA helicase activity; ATP binding; mRNA binding
Source: RefSeq, a predicted model, not a curated record
UUCCGAAAACCGAUCAGGGCGCUCUCUCGUUUUCAAUUUCUGUCCCACUUAGACUUAGGUCAAAAUGCUAACUUUAUCUAUGCAUUUGGAUCGGCGGCUAGUUGAUUGAUUAGUUUUAGUGAGGGUAUUGGGAGAUUUUUCCGGUAGAAAGCUUUGAAAUGAAUAAUAACUAUGCACGAGGUGGAGGAGGAAGGUAUCCGCCUGGAAUUGGUCGUGGUGGUGGUGGUGGGAAUUAUUAUGGAAACCCUAAUCCUAAUUUUCAACAACAGAAGAAUUAUCAACAACAACAGUAUGCACAAAGGAAUCCAGUGCAUCACCAGCAGUUUCAACAACAACAACAGUGGCUGAGAAGAAACCCUGUGGAAAAUGAUUCGAGUGUGGUUGAUGAAGUCGAAAAGACUAUACGGUCAGAAGCUACUGACCCUAGUUCCCAAGAUUGGAAGGCACAGUUGAGGCUCCCACCAGCUGAUACGCGAUACAGGACAGAAGAUGUGACAGCCACCAAAGGCAAUGAAUUUGAAGACUACUUUCUCAAGCGUGAGUUGCUUAUGGGGAUAUAUGAGAAGGGUUUUGAGAGGCCCUCUCCAAUUCAGGAAGAAAGCAUCCCCAUUGCUCUCACGGGAAGCGAUAUUCUUGCAAGAGCUAAAAAUGGGACUGGGAAAACAGCCGCUUUCUGCAUUCCUGCUUUAGAAAAAAUUGAUCAAGAUAGCAAUGUUAUUCAAGUUGUUAUACUUGUUCCAACUCGAGAGUUGGCUCUUCAAACAUCACAAGUUUGCAAAGAACUUGGAAAACACCUAAAGAUUCAAGUCAUGGUUACCACUGGUGGAACCAGCUUAAAAGAUGACAUAAUGCGACUGUAUCAGCCAGUUCAUUUACUUGUUGGUACUCCUGGAAGAAUAUUGGAUCUUUCGAAGAAGGGGAUCUGCGUACUUAAAGAUUGUGCGAUGCUUGUUAUGGAUGAGGCUGAUAAGCUCUUGUCACCCGAGUUCCAGCCUUCAGUAGAGCAGCUGAUUCACUUUAUGCCUACAAAUCGUCAAAUUUUAAUGUUUUCAGCAACGUUUCCUGUUACAGUUAAGGAUUUCAAAGAUAGAUACCUGCAGAAACCGUAUGUUAUUAACCUCAUGGAUGAGCUUACGCUUAAGGGAAUAACACAAUUCUACGCUUUUGUUGAAGAAAGGCAGAAAGUUCACUGCCUGAAUACUCUUUUCUCAAAGCUUCAAAUAAACCAAUCGAUCAUUUUCUGCAAUUCUGUAAAUCGGGUCGAACUACUAGCCAAGAAAAUUACGGAGCUUGGUUACUCUUGUUUCUACAUUCAUGCAAAGAUGCUCCAAGAUCAUCGUAAUCGAGUGUUUCAUGAUUUUCGUAACGGGGCUUGUAGGAAUCUUGUCUGUACUGAUUUAUUCACAAGGGGUAUCGAUAUUCAAGCAGUAAAUGUCGUUAUCAAUUUUGACUUCCCGAAAAACUCGGAAACAUAUCUUCACAGGGUUGGUCGAUCUGGGAGAUUCGGACACCUUGGGUUAGCUGUAAAUCUGAUCACAUAUGAAGACCGCUUCAAUCUGUAUAGGAUUGAACAAGAACUUGGAACUGAGAUAAAGCAAAUCCCUCCGUUCAUUGAUCAGGCUAUUUAUUGUCGGUAGUUGGACAAUCGUGGUAGGGGAACUUGGAAGAUGGCGAUUGUAGGAUGGAAGGUGUUGCCGUAUGUUACCCGUUUCUUUUGAAAUCUAAAGACGACGCUUGGCUUUUGGAAAGAAGUUCGAUAUUUUGUGAUGGGAAACUAAGAAGUUUUUCUUUUCUUUUGUUAUGUUGGAAUCUUCGAUUCCUAACCAAAAUCGAAAACUAAGAAAUGCGAGGCUAGUGGCGAUGGAUGAUGUCUUGUGUGGAAGGAGCUUGAUGUGUUUUUUUUAGUUAACCGAGUAGUUUUUCUUUUAUAGACUCGUGUUUCGUUUUCUAUUUACGUAUUUAUUCGGUC